Porites lobata is the source of this 12890-nucleotide messenger RNA. The record is from the annotation of a GenBank genome assembly. Lineage: Eukaryota; Metazoa; Cnidaria; Anthozoa; Scleractinia; Poritidae.
AUGGACAACGCAGAUUUGGAAAAGCUGUCCAUUUCUCCAGGCAAAAUAACACCGAAAUUUCAUCCUAACACCACUGAAUACUCAGUAACUCUUGGAAGCGAUGUCAAGCAAAUUAAGAUUGAUCCACUGACAAGUGAUUCAGGCGCUUCUUACUCUAUUCGUGUAAGUAAACUGUGACACUUAGCCUUCCCACCAAUUUGAUCAAUUUCUACCUCCUGCAAACGACAUUUUUUUACUCGCUACAGUGUUUCUUUUGCUUUUUCAGGGAAGUGGUGGUGGAAAAACAGUUCCCCUGAAAGAGGGAGAAGUUACUUCGGUAAAAAUAGAAGUUACAGCUGAAGAUGGUAGCACGAAUAAAAAUUAUUUCGUUCACGUUACACGACUGUCUGCAAGUGAUGCCUCGCUGACUGACCUCAAACUGUCAGUCUCUGCGAACUUGUGUCCAGAUUUCGCCUCUAGCAUCAAGAAUUAUUCAACCAGCGUCCCGUUUAGUUGUUCUUCUGUCGAGGUAACGCCUAUUUUUGCCGACAAAAAGACUGUUGUGAAAGUCAACGGUGUGGAUUCUAAAGAACCUGUUGCUUUGAACUAUGGAGAGACAAUCGUUGAAAUUGAGGUGACUUCGCCUGACACUAGUAACAAGCAGCUCUACACACUGUCAAUAUCCCGUUUGAAACUUCUGUGGCCUAUAAAAUUCGCGGACGAAAAGGAGAAAUCGAAAUUUGAAUGCCCAGUUUGUUUAGCCGUUCUUUAUCAGCCUAAAUCAAUAAAAAACAGUGACCCGAAGCAUGUGUUUUGUAAGAGCUGCAUCGAUGAACUGACUCGAACAUCAAAACAAGACCCCUUAGACGGCUCUGCCCUGUCCGAUGAAUGGCGUGUUGAUGAGUUCGAACUGGACAAGGAGCUCUCUUCUCAAACAGUAGUUUGCAUUUACAAGCAUUGGGGAUGUUGUGAGACAAUUAAAUUACGUGACCUUGGUCCACACGUGAAGCAGUGUGAAUUCAGACCAGCUGUGGUGGAGAAGUCAGGGGAGCUAGUCCCAGCUAAAGAAUUGGAUGAGAAAACAAAAGUAGGAUGUUGAAUAAAAGCAGGCUGCAAUUGUUCAAAAGUUGUACAGCUCUAUCCAUGUGAUACAAUAAAUUUAUCACUAUCCAGAGGGUAGUUAAGGUUAUUAGGAGAACCAAUUUAAUUUUCACUGGAUAAAGAUUUAUCUAGUGGAUAAUGCUAUCCACGUUUUGAACAACUAAGCACUAGCCCUGGUUGGUCAAAAAGAGGAUAGGGCUACAUGUAUCUGUUGUGACUCAAUUUUAUCCUUGGUUUAAAUUUUAUUUCCCUUUGCUUUAAACUCAUUACCACAUACAUUACCAUACCCCCAAAUAAAGGGAAAUAACAUUUAAACCAAGGAUAAAAUAAUGAACUGCAACAUAAGUCCAUUGGAUAAACCACUAUCCAGCAGAAAAAUAUUAGGAAAACCAACUGCGUUAUUCACUGGCUAGAGAUUUAUCCACCUUUAGAGCAUGUGGCGCCUAGUGGAUAGUGUUAUUCAAGUUUUGAACAGCUGGGGCCAGUGUUGCAUGUUAGAAGUGCACCUGCCAGGAGGGUCCUCAAUACAGUUUUCAUUCCCUGUAAUCCCAACCAAAAUUCUCCCACACUCUUGAAAUUCUGACUAUUGUCAUCAGGUAAUCCUAAUUACUAACAUACAUUCUGAAAAGUGCCUUAUGUACAGGCUAUUCCCUCAUUUUAGGGGAAUCAUUUAUUGGCAGUAACAUGCAGUGGUAUAGGGUGUUGAGGUUGGAAUAUUCACAUGCCAGGGUUGAGGGAUGUCUGUUAAGUUAAACUAAAUGGGUUUUUCCAACAUUUGACAAAAUGAAGAAGACUUUUUCUUAUCAGAAAUUGCUUCAUUUGAACAACAUUGUAAAAUUGCCUUAUCCCACAUAUUGAUGAUUAUGAUCACCCCAAAUCUCACGUCUCAUUUCCUCUUAAAUCCCCAAUCCUAACCUUCUAAUAAGGCAUAUCCUAGACCCUAAAAUAAACAAUUGGGGAAUCUAUCACAGGACUGGGAAUAUUGAGCUGAUCUUCUGAACCUUUUUGAUUAAUCUUUCAUUGAUCAGUCGUAAAAAGUAUCGAUAAACAGAAUUAUUGGAAAAAUAAAUUCAACACCAGCAUUAUCACUAGGACAUUAAAUUUAGAAAUUUUUUUACUGAUUUUACCCUACUCUCUCCUGGUUUCUGCCCUGCAUGUGUACCAAUCCCUUUUCUAUGCCCUGUCAUUCAUGGCUUAAAGUUGAUUAAGUGAAUAAUUUGUAUAGGUAGUAGCAUGAUUAGUAGUGAUAUUUGGCAUAAAUACCAUGAGUGAUAUUUCACAAUUGUUAUACGUAAUUUCAUGAGCCGUUAGGCAAGUGAAACUUGAGACAAGUUUGAAAUAUCAUGAGUGGUAUUUAUGCCAAAAUAUAAAUCAUGCUAUUAUUUGUUUAUACUACUACCCGCAAAAGGUUGUAUUUUUCACAUGUAGGUAUUUCAAAUUAAGCUGAAAUACCACUGCUCUAAGCCAAUCAAAUUGCAGAAAUUUCUCAUGUAGUAGUAUAAUUCUAAUUAUUAGAAUGGUUACAUUAUGUUUUACAGGAUGCAUGUAAAGGUUGCAAAGACUGUAACCGGCCAGUCAGAACAGCUGAGCUUGAAGAGCAUAAGAACUUUAUGUGUACAACUAAACAUCCCAACACAGUAGCUAAGCAUAAGGCUGAAAUCAGAGCCUGGGAAAAAAAGUUACAGCAAGAUACAAGUGAAAAAUCCAUCAACAAAAUGACUCUUACCGCAAAUGAGCAGGCCGAAGAAUGCUUCAAGGUUCUGCCUCAACAUGGUAAGUUCAGCUGAAGGGCAGUGUAAGUACCUUGUGGUACAAAUAAAGUGAAGGGGUGUGGUUGAAGCUCGGUAACCAAAGUGGAUACUAUAAAUAUAGUUAUUUUCUUCCCCUUCUACAUUUUGUUUACCAGUACAACUGCUGCAUGUACCUCCUUAUUAUAAAUUAAAAGAAAGUUGGUCCAUUUCGACCAUAUCAGAAUCUAUUUUACCUACAACGUAUACACAAGAAGGUGUGAAAUAUUUUGUCUUGUUCUUUUUUAAAACAAACCCCUGUUGUUAUUAUAUACAGGUAAUGCAGGUCAUUUUGAUGGAGAGGUUUCACCGUUGAGGUAUCUUGAGAUGGCUGCUGAGUGGUUUGCAACAGCCAUCAAACUGUCACCCAAAACAGCUGAACUACACUUUCAGCUUGGACAGGUUUUUGAGGAACAACAUUAUGUGCAGGAUGUGUAUGGGAUAAAACCUUCUGUAAGUUCAGCAUUGUUUAUUUAACUUUCUUGUCCAGUGUCAGUAAGAAAGACAUGAAGGGUGUUGCAAAGGUGUCCUCUAAGGUCUCCGGAUUACAGCUGUAGUAGCACAACCUCUCAAAAUCUAGUGUAUUGGUCAUCAUGAAGAGUAGAACAAUUUGACUGGGAUGACUUAGAUGGCUGGGAUGAUUGAGUUGAAUAGGAUGACCAGAAUAACUGGGAUGCCUCGGAUGUGGACAGAGAUGAUGGAAAUGACUAGGAUGACUGGGACGACUAAAAUGACAAAGAUGACUGGGGACAACUGAUUAACUGGGAUGACUAGGUUGACUGGAUGACUAGGAUGUCUGGGAUGAUUGGGAAGACUAGGAUGACUGGGAUGGGUAGAUUGACUGUGAUAACUAGGAUGAAAGUGGAUGACUGGGACUGAGAUGACUAGGAUGACUGGGAUGGGUAGAUUGACUGUGAUAACUAGGAUGAAAGUGGAUGACUGGGACUGAGAUGACUAUGAUGAUGAGGAUGAAUGGGAUAACAGAGAUAUCUAGGAUGGCUGGGAUGACUAAGAUGACUAGGAUAACUGGGAUGGCUCAGGGAUGACUGUGAUGAUUAGGAUGACUUGGAUGACUUGCAGGACUGGAAUGAGUUGGGAUGACUGGGACCAAUAAACUGACGGGGAAGACUAGGAUGACUGUAAUGACUUGGAUGACUGGGAUUACUAUGAUGUCUGAGAUGACUGGGUUGACAGGGAUAACUUUUUUACUAGGAUUUAUGGGAUAACUGGGAAGACUGGGAUGGAUAAAGUGACUGCUGUGACUAGGAUGACAGGGGAUGACUGGGAAUACUGAGAUGACUAGGAUUACUGGGAUAUCUGGAUUGGCUUGGAUGUUUAAGAUCACUGGGAUGACUUGGAUGACUGGAAUGACUAAGAUGACUGGGAUAGCUAGGAUGACUGGGAUGUCUUAAAUGAAUAGGAUAACUUGAUGACUGGGAUUACCAGGGUGAGGAUAACGUGGAUGACUGAGAUGACUAUGAUGACUGGGAUAAGUAGAAUGACUGGGAUGACCAGGCUGACUGGGAGGACUGGGAUGACUAGGAUGACUAGGGUUACUGAUCGACUGUGUCAAUGUUGAUCACUGGAAUUAUUGACCAUGGUGAUUGGGUUAUCUGGGAUGACUUGGUUGAUGAGGCUGAGUAGGAUGAGUGGGGUGACUGGGAUUAAUGCAAUGACUGACUGGGAUGACUGGGAUGGAAAGGGUCGACUUAGAAGGCUAGGAUGGCCUGGUCACUAAGAAAAUGGUGUGUACCUCAGGAUAAGUUGUGGCUACACCCUUCAAAUUAUAUAAUGUUGUAAUGAGAGGAGCUCCUCCACAUUGACCUUUCAGCAAAUUAAUAUUAUUAUUUGCCUGAAGGCUGGCAUUGACAGAAGGGAAAGCAAAGUUUGUUGACUUCAAUAUUAAAGAGAAUACAUUAACCAGCGUGCAAAGAAAGUAGUGUCCAAUAGCCCGGGGCUGGUGGAUUUUGCUAUCGGGCUAGUGAGUUCUGUUUUUAACUUGCCCGACAGGCAAGUGAUGUCUUUUGAGGAAUUCGAAUAACAUCAAGAACUGUGAUAUCAAUUCUGCUGGUCAAAAAGUUUUUAGGGCUAGCUUCAGCUUGCCCAAAUGGCAAGCUGUAAAAUGAUUUUCUUUGCACCCUGAUUAAAUUUGGGCUUGCUCUUUGCUCUAUUCCUAUCUUUGUUUCAACCCACUAGCACCGUAGUUCUACAGUGUAACUUUUGAGUCUGUUGACUCAUCAACUACACUGUAAGUCUGUUGAUUGUGAGGUGAAUUGUCCACCCUAAAGGCAAUGAAGAUUUGUCUCCUAAACGUCUGACCCUUCAUGUGGUUCUUUUUGUCUCGUAACAAUUGGCCUCCUGUUCUAAAAUAGUGGUAUCAUUCAAAAUGUUAGCUUAUAGCAAGUUCCUGCAGAUCAAGAUUAGUGAAUUGCUUGAAUUUUUUUCUGCCAGAAAUUCUUGGAUGAUGAAGAAAUGGAUUUUAAUAUGAAAUCCAAAGAGAGCUCAAAGGAAGAUGAUAUUCAAGCCAUCUGUGAGAUGCGUGGUGCUGGACGGAAUGCCCCUCUAGCCCUUCAGCUGAAGGCAAUCGAUGAGGAAUAUCACUAUCUUUUGGACCAAGGACAGUCUGACAGGGCGGAUUAUGUUCAAAAGUUGUAUGCAUGGAAAUCAAAACAGGCUACCCAGGUAAGGAGGGUUACUUUAGUCUGCGUUACAGUCCAAUGUUCCUUAACGAACACUCGUUAAGUGGGCAGUACUUUUAGUUGCCUUAACAAAACUUUGUUUGAACUCCCUGGUUUGGAAACAGUUAGUAUGGCGAAACAACCAAAUUUCCUCCAAAACCAUUCCCCAUACGUCAGGGGCACCCAACGAGAAUAUAGUUCAAAACCACUUAAACGUAGCAUUGUUAAACGUAUUUUAGUAUUUAAACGGUAGAUAUAGGCAUAUUUUUAUCCCCUAAAAUUUUUCAUCUGUUCGGAUUUCCUAGCUGAAAGUCUAGUGAUCCGAAAAUUACAGGGAUCAAAACUUACCUUUUCGAAAAUUUGAGCCAGAAAAAAGGCUCCCGAAAAUUCUAGGUGACGUUUGUAGGGUAAAAAUCCGUUAAAAAUGGGCAAUUAGAUGUUCGAACAUUCUAGGAGAGGCAGGCAAGUAAGAAAUUUUACAACAAAUGUUCCGAAAAUUCUAGAUCUCAAAUCGUCUUCAGAACAGAUAUUUUCCGAACAUUGACGUUGGCUCAAUCCAGUUCCAUGACAAAAAAAAACAAGGUUAAAUGAAAUGUUAUCCAAAAAAAUCAAAGUUACCUUGACCUUGAUUAUUCCAGAUACCAUAAAUAAUAAAUCUGUGUGCUGUUUAUUAUAAAAAGUGUUGCUGACAAAUUAUAAGAGAAACUAGAUUUGAACUGUUGUCAAAAUGAUAUUUCCAGGUUUUUACUGACGGUGAGAUCUUAACUGUCUCCAGAAUAAAACAGCUCAAAAGGCCACCAAUGAAGAGGAGCCUCUUGGAAAAGCAUACAUGAAGUAUUUAGAUGCUCUUUCUAAUGCAGCAGAUAACCAUCUGUACAACUUGCAUGUUGGCAGAAUGCUUCUUUUACAAAAUAAACCAGAGGAUGCUGUAACAUGCCUUCAGGUCGCUGUGGGAUUGAAACCAACCAGUGUUGAUGCCAGGUCAAUUUGUAAUGUAUUUGCUGAAUUUUGAGCUGCUCACUGAUGUUUUCCUUGGGUGUUGAAUUCUUUGCGGUAUAAAGCAUUUCAAUUUUCAAAAUUUUGCUGGGGGUUACAUAAAAUCUUAUGAAUGCUACAUUGUGGUUUCGCCUGAGACUAGCUGAGACCAGAGUGUUAGCUUGUAGUAUGGUGCUUGAUCUCGCAUCAUUAAAGCACUUGAAGUUAGAGUGGUCUUCACCUGGGUGUAGGUACCCUUAAGAAAAGAUUGUUAAGUCCUAAAUUUUCGUUCUCAGCUAGAAACAUGGCAGAGUUAAUCGUUAACAGUUAGGUUAUUUUGUAUUUUGUUUAAUAUCCCCCACAUGUGAUUUUGUGUUUGCAGAUUUUAUCUUGGACUGGCUCUUUGUCAGCAAAAAGAUGGACCUGGGAAACGAGAAUCGGAAGCAAUCAAAUAUUUGUCUGAAGGAGUACAACACCUGCUGAUUCAAAUGACUGCUGAUUCAGAUAAACCAGGCUUUGAUCCCGAAAAAUGGCAACAAACGACUCUGUCUUCAAACAACUUGAUGAGACCUGACAAUGUUCAGGUGCUGCAAGGGUGUGCUUUGCUCGGAAGUGCAUGUAAAGGAAUGUCAACGUUGCCAACUGGCAUAAUGUCUGCACAAGAUUCCCUGCACUUGUCAGUCAAAUUUUCUUCAUAUGUACUGUCGCAUCUUGUUGCUAGGGGAGACACCUACCACCAAACUGAGUGGGUUCUUUAUGAGGCUCAUUUUCAGCUGCUGCAAAUGAUGCUUGAGGCAGCAAAGAACAAAGAGACUGGAAAAAGUGAUGUCAUUUCGCGCUUCUGCGAGAAUUUGUCUGGGUUGCUUAACUGUUCAAAUAUUCCACCUGGAAAACAAAUUCUAGAAUUACAAGAAAAGGUGAGCACACCCCCAAGGGAGGGAGGGAGGUGGGAGGGGGUAUCUGCUGUAAAUAGUUCAAGUGUCCGUUUAUAUUGGUAGUUUUUUCCCCGUAAAAAUAUGGCCAUUAAUUCGCCUUGCCGAUGAGUGAAAUGAUGGUGAAAGAGUAGGUUAGUUGGAUAAAGAAGAGAUGAUUGGACUUCAAAAGUUAAUAUUGCCAAAAGGCAACAUUCAGAGGGGAACCUUUACGCUGUGACUGGUUUCUUUUUUUUCUUUCUUGUUGUGUAGUCUUGUUCAUGGCUUUACCACUUAUUUUAGUUAUUUUAUUGUACAGUUUACUCUUUGCAUUCACAGACCUGCCAGCAAGCUGUUGUUCUCCAGCCAUGCAACAGUCGGGCUCUUUAUCGUUUGGGCGAUGCGCAAUUACGUUGCCAUGACAAUGAUGACCCUAAUUCAAGCGGAGCUAAACAGAUCCUUCAAGAUGCGGAGCUAAGUUAUCGUGCCAGUAUUGAAGAAGAAGGGAAGCCGUCCGCGGGCAUGGAGCCUUCGUCCAAGCUCACGGAACAGCAGUGGCACAAGGAGCGCAUGAAAAAACAAGAAGCAGAAAAGAAAAAAGUUGCAGCUAAAACUCCCCAGAAGGCUGAUGCUGCAUCGGCUGGUAAGGGAGCUUUGCCAGCUGGAAGAGGGGGUACACAAGCGGCAAGAGGUACAGUGCGAACACCUGUGAAAGGUCAUUUAGUAGAAAAGAGGGUUGUGAGGCAGAAUCAUAAUAUCCACUACUACUCACGCUUACAUGUACAAUCCAGUUAGAGCUGUACUUAGCCAAGUUCAAUUUUAAUUGACAAUAAAGUAUUCAAUUUAAUUCUUACGAUAUUCACCAGACUCAAUAAUGCACUGAACAGCACCAAAUUAACAGUAUCAAUAACUUUUGCCUCGCGCGAGGUGUCCCCCUGUAUAUUCUAUUCUUUAUAGACCUCUCUCAGUUACUUUAAUACUUUCUUCAUGUCCUUUUUUCUCCCUGCUAGACGAGCAAAAUACAGCCUGAGAGUGAAUUGUAUUCUGAGCCUGGGGAGGUUGUAUUAAUUUUUUGUUCUAGCUGGGAGUUUUCGUUAUCGUGCACGGCAUCAGCCGUAAUGGAGGCUUCUCUCGCCAUUUGUAUUCAAUUCCACAUCUUCUGGACUUUUAUUUCAGGAAAUUCUAUUCAACUUAUUGGCACAUGUGCUUUAAUUUUCAGGUCGUGGUGGAGCAGCAGCAAGAGGCAGAGGCAGUACUCCACCAUCCCGUGGUGCAUCAACUACCGCAGCUAAAGCAGCGGCUGGAGGAGCACGAGGCAGAACGUCACCUACAAAGCCCGCUGGAGCAACAGCAAGAGGUGGUACGAGAGGAGGUAGUACAGCAGCUACCGGAAGAACCACAGGUAUUGUGUUGGCCCAGCUGGUUGGGUAGCUGACAAAGUGUAGCCUCUGUUUUACAUCUAGGAAUGGUUCGACCUUUGUUUCCUCUCGGAUAAGGAUAGUUGCAGUAACAAUAACAAUAACAAUACUUUAUUCAGGCAGGGUUUGAGCUAGGAUUUGAUCACUAGGGGACAAUUUGUCCCCUUGGCUGAAAUUUUGCGGGAUAUUUUCAUUUUUAGGGGGACAGAAAUUUGUACACCCUUCUGCUGAUGCAAAGGGGUUUGUCUUCUUAGCAGGGCUUCUGACAGGUCUCGGAAGAAAAAGUCAAAUUUCACGGGAUUUUAGGGACAAAUUCGCGGAAAAAUCUGCCGAUUUCGCGGGAGUUUUCGGGGCAAACUUCACUGAAAAGCAAUCAGUAAAAAAGGCCGAUUUUGUGGUUACUUUCAAGGCAAAUUUCGCUAGAAAUCAAGCGGUUUUGCGCUGAUCAGACCAGCCUUUUUAACGUUUUUUCUAACAGAGGUCAUCAUUUGCUCUUUCAACAACAAUACACUCCAGAAAUGAACCAAUGGCAAAGCCUUUAACAUCAUGGCUAAUGCCCAGUUUUUCGCAACAUAAUCUGUUUGCACGUUUCAGUGACGAAGUUCCAAGAUAAAUUUGCAAGUUUACGGCAAGUAAAUAGCCCCUAUAGCUGAAAUAACUUUCAAAUAUGUUGUACAGACAUGUAUUUGAUAAGAUUUCUACCGAAUUUCGCGGUAUUUUAUAAAAUAUACAAUUCUGUUUCAGCUUGCAAUUUCUGUACUGAAAUAAAACUCUUCGUUUUUUCGUGUUUUUUCCCUAAAUUUUGGGGAUAAAUUGUCCCCUUGGCCGUUUUUAACAAAACGAAUUUCCAGUGGCUCGAAACCCUGAUUCAGGGGAUAACAAAACAAAACGAAUUUCCUCUCGAAAGGAAAAAUCUUGAGGUUAGCCCCAUAUGAAUGACUCCCUAAAGUAACAUAGAAAAAUGUAAAAUCAAAAAACUAGAAUCUAAAACAUUAUUUACAUAUCAUAGUCGUAACCAUUUAAAACCGUUCGCCUUGUCUCGAAGCACUUUCGCUUUCUGUAGUUUAGAACUUCUCGCGUUGCUCAAGGCACGGAGAGAAAUAAUUCCUUCCAAAUGGCGUGCUAGCAGUUGCCAUAGGUGGGAGCCUAUGUCAUUCUAGUGGCAGAGGAUAUGAUGGUGAACGUUUUUUUUGUUGUUGUUGUAGCCCCAUCAUCAAAGUCAUCAACGGCUUCAGUUUCGAGGCAUAAAUCAGGUGCGUGUUCUCCGGCGAAGCAACCAGCUUCAACGAAGUCAUCAACACAGACAAAAACAGACACAAAGAAACCAGCCACUCCGACUCCAGUCACUCCUGCACAGCCCAGCCCUGCAACUGAGCCUGCGCAGAAGCCAAGUGGACCACCUAACAAGCCUUCCUUCCAGGCCCGACUUGGAUUGGCGCGAGUUUUAAUGCGCAAAGGCGGCGAAAGUAUCAGUGAAGCCCACAAACUGUACGAAGAAGUGAUAACAAUGGCGCCUGCUGUCCAUGAUGCAUACAUCGAAUUAGCUGACUCCUUGGUCAAGGCAGACCCAAUGAAGGCUGUGGACGUUUAUAGCAAGUACCCCUUUCAGGUGAGAAUUACGCAGUUAUUAUGUUUUAUUAUAUAUUUGCUGCAAGUGAUUUAUUGCUGUUGUUCAUGUCACCAUGUUAACAGUGUUUCUAAUAAUGGUCUUUCAAAGGUUUCCUGUUAGUAAAUAUAGUAACGUGCUGUGGUGUCCUUAUUUUUCGAGUCAUGUUGUUUUUGGCUUGAAAAACUGGACGUUCGUAAACUGGGGUUGAAUCCAUAGCACCUGCAAUGCGUGCCUUAGGAAGAGAAGUAAAUUUCACAAGGUUCGGAAAAUCGAUGGUUUAAAAAACCAAGUUUUUCACACUAACACUUACACCAUGGUUCGUACAAUCGUGAAAUGGUCUUGAAUUUUACUAGUCGUCUUGAAAUGUCCUUAAAUUCAGUUAAGGUCCUCGAAAAGUGCUUGAUUUCUUUAUUAGGUAGUGAAAAGUCCUUGAAAUUCACUACCCUGUCUACGCAAACCAUUCUUUUCUGUAAAAUAAGAUUAAUUUGGCGAGGAAACUUUGGCUCAUCCUCGUUGUAAGAACUUGUAAACCUCACGGGUAACGUAAAACAUAUUUGUGCUUGAACAAUAUUUUAUUUCUAGUUAUAUAUUCCAAAUGCUAUUCUUUACCUCAGAUGCAAUUGCAAGUCAUACCCAGUCAUUUUUGCAAAGUGUUGUUGCGGAAAGUAGUAUAAAAUAUAGUCCUUGAAAACUGUAAUUUGUCCUUGAAAUAUCCUUGAAAAGUCCUUGAAAUUUGUUUGUCUGAAGUUGUACGAACCAUGUUAAACAUAAGUAAACGUGUUAAAGUCAUUUACGCAGUCCUGAACAAACACCUCUAACGGUUUAGAUCUUGGCUCUUUUGAGGCUGUUUGAGGCCCGAUGUACUACAGCUACAUAGUGGUUAUAGCGAAAAUUGACGCUUUGUGAAAGUUCACGUCUUCUUCAUGCGAUUCCUGAAAGGUGAUCUAGAAAUAGAAUUUGAAACAUUUUACAUUUUUAACGGCCUUAGUGGAACAUGCGAAAGACUGAAGAAAUGUGUUGUCUUAAAUUUGCACAAACAGCAUUUUCCCAUCAGACUUUGCUAUCUUACUAGACACAUAGUUCUACUGUGGAGUUGUAACGUCCUAGUAUAUGUACGUUCUUAGCCAAGUUGAUUAAGGAAAGGUGACUUUACCAGUUAAAGCGGUUUUAAAAGAGGAAUUGAUUACCAGUUUGACAAAUCCACGUGCUUCCAAGAAUCGGGAUCUCUAAGAGUCAUUUACGGGCUGCACUGAAAAUGUCAAAGGCCCCAACCCCGAUCUACCCCGAUUGAGGGCGAGGCCGUGAACACUUUGAACUUCGGAUCUUUUGGCCCGGUUCGAGCCUUCCGAUCGCUUUGUUUCCAGAAUUUUUUUUCUCCGCUUUGUCUCCCUUUACCCAGGUGUAUAAAUAGGUAUACCAGCGACAUACCGCGGGGGCUAACCCUGCGAUGGACUAACAUCCCAUCCAGGGGGAGUAGCAAUGCUCCUAAGCGCUCCGUGCUAGAGAAACCUGGAUAAGAGCCGGCGUGUGGGUCGCAUGGCUCGUGUUCGCGUUUACCUCACCUCCUCCCCACCUCCACUGACAAACACAGUUGUUACUCCCUCCCUUCUUUUGACCCAAAACACAAUUAUUGCCCAAGGCACAAACUACAUCAUUAUGGUUAUUAUAGGAGCCGUUAACAUUUGACGAUGCUUACAUCCACGGUGAAAUGGUUCGCUUAUUAAUGAAGAACGAAAAGUAUGAUGAUCCUCGGCUGGGGCCCAGCAUGAUUUCACUCGGAAAGGUGAUGGGGCUCACGGUAUUGGAGAAAUACGUGGAUACCUUAGACAAGACCUUCAAGUACAGCAAAUUGCUCAUGCAAAUAUAUGCUGGCGUUCAUGGAAAGAGUCCAGAUGAUCAGGAUUUACAGCAGUUUUUCAAGUUCAAGUGCUGGAUUUAAAGUGCAUUGUGCAGUGCAUGUUGUAAUGGUAGGAUAUCCAAUAUCCAAGUAACAUAAUAAAAACAACACAAGACUGUGUUUGAGGAAAGUGACAUAGUUACAUGAUCCAGUCUUGUCAGCAAUGUCUUGACUGUUUGGUUUUAAUCAUUUACAUGGAAAUGUCUGACCCCUUUUGGCAUCGUCAAGUUGGCGAAGUGCACAAUUGUUUUUAUACAGUUUUUAGUGCAUAUGUAAUGGCCAUCAGUGUGCGGGCUUCAGUGGUUCAUUUGUGUUGUGACAAGUACCUUUUGUAGUUCUCUUUUGGUAGUUGUUGGAUAUUGUUUCAUUUGAGACAAAUCUCGAUCCUACCCCAUCCUUCCAUAAGCAAAUAUUACACAUGUUUUAUAAUUUGACUUAAAAGACUCGAUUGGCUUUCUUACAGUUAGCCUGUCCUAGGCAGAUAUUGGGGAAGGUGCAAAGAGAAGCGAGGAGGAAAAACAGUAGCUUGAUUACA